AGGAGGAGGAGGAGGGGAGCUCGUCCACCCCCCUCCGAAGGGGCCUUGGAGCGCCGGGGAAGGUACGGAAACAGAAGCUUUGGAUGAUAAGUGGAGGUACAGCCAUUAGCGCUGGACGUCAGAGACGGAGCUUCACUGGGAGACACCCCUGGGAGAGCGUGGGGCCUCCUACCAGCCAGCCGGCAGGCAGCUUUUCACCGCCUGCCCUUGCCAAUGAGGGAGCUCAGUCCUGCUUCCCUGCCUCUCUCUGAUCUGCCUGCACCUCCAGGACUGAUCUUGGCAAAUCUGCCCCCCCCAAAAUUCCUGCUGACGCUUGUCUGUUCCUGCCUUUUGUGAAGCAUGGCACCCACAGGACUCCGGGAAGAAUCUUAAACACUGAACCUCCACCACUGCUCCGGAGGGCACACUGUGUGGCUCGUCCACAUCCAGUUCCCUGUCAGCUCCGGGAGCUACUCACAUCCCAGCAAUGCCCUCAGCAGCCUUGAACCCAGCUGGAUGAGAUCACUCCUGAGGGGGAACCAAUCUUGCCACCCACCAAGAUCCCCACGCCGCCCCAGCAGACUCUAGGAUGUCUGUGCCUCAGAUCCAAGUAGAAGAAGUGGUUGGUGGGGAAGAAGAGCCAGCAGGAGCAGCCCUGCCUCCCGAUGACCACCUGCGGAGCCUGAAGGCCCUCACCGAGAAACUGAGGCUGGAGACCCGGAGGCCCUCCUACUUGGAAUGGCAAGCCAGGCUGGAAGAGCAGACAUGGCCCUUCCCGAGGCCAGCUGCUGAGCAGGGGGAGUGUGGGCAGGAGGAGCCCUCAUCCCCAAGGAGGGGGUCCAAGCAGCAUCCCCCACCUAACAGGCGUGCCAGCCAGGAUGCUGGGCCCCAGCCCACCGGCAAGCUGGAAGGCUUUGAAAGUAUUGACGAAGCUAUAGCCUGGCUCAGGAAGGAACUGAUGGAGAUGCGGCUGCAGGACCAGCAGCUGGCCAGACAGCUCAUGCGGCUGCGCAGUGACAUCAACAAGCUGAAGAUCGAGCAGACCUGUGACUUGCACCGGAGGAUGCUCAACGAUGCCACCUACGAGCUGGAGGAACGGGACGAGCUGUCCGAUCUCUUCUGCGACUCCCCGCUGGCCUCCUCCUUCAGUCUCUCCACCCCGCUCAAGCUCAUCGGAGUCACCAAGAUGAACAUCAACUCCCGGAGGUUCUCUCUGUGCUGAGAAGCCCUGGAAGGGGGCAGGGGGUGGGGUGCAGAGCAGAGUGUUUGGGAGGCGGGGAGGGGACGUGGCAAGGGAGUUGAGGCUGAGUUACCCUGAGUGGGUCUCCCAGAGGCAGGACUUCCCUGUGACUGGUGAACCUGGACCCUCAGACCCACAGCAGGUGCUCUCCCCGGGGGCUCCGGCUGUGGAGCCCAACAACCCCCUGACUGUCUGUGACCCAAAGUGUCCUGCAGAAGGGCCGCUCCAUCCAGAUGUUCAAUGAGACCUGGCUCCCAGCAUGACACAUCUCCAUCCUCCCCUCGCUCACCCAUAUUCCUGUUUCCCGGAAUCGCUGGUGCUAUGAUCUGGGAUCCCAAAGGGGGACCCCCAGAGCUGUAAUUCUGCAGAAAUCUUCCCCAAGGACACUGCACAUCCAGGGAGGAGGUGAUUAGGUGUGUCAGAUGAACCCAUCUCCUGUUGCUGUCCUCUUAAGUACAGGCUCAAGUUCACUGUAAACAGGUGACUUAGCAGCCCUAACAGGGACUCACCUGGAAAGGAAAACCAGAAGGUAUGACAAAGUGGGGGCUUGGGGACGCAGCCCCACGGCCCUGGCCAGCACCUCUGGGGAGCAGCUGGUCUGGGCGAUUGUCAGUCUUAGACCUUGGCACCACCAGCACCGUGUAAAUUGUUUCCAGCGCGUGCCAGGACACACCAGGGAAUGUAGGUGGAGCAAGCACAGAUGCCCUCUAUUGUCACCCUGGCCACACACAUCAAUCCCAGUCUCCAAAGAGCCCCUUGGGGAGUGCCUGAGAGAACCAGGCAAGUGUGUCGGUGGGUUUCCCACCACCGAAUUCUCCUGAUGGCGUCACUUUUGUCCCCUUCUUGCCCUCCCCAGAGAGACUCCACGGAGCUCAGGAGCUCACCCUGAGCCUCCUCUGACAUUCUGUGCCUAAUUUAAACGACUAAUUUUAAUUGAAUCAGACUGUUACUAAUCUGUUGCUAACUUGUUAACAACUGUUUGAUUUUUGUCCAAAUGGUGAUGCCAAUUGGGUAGCUCAAGUACAGUAGUUAAGGAUUUGACUGUAAAGGGUUGUCCCUGACAUAGGGCAUGAAGAUCAGCAAGGUGAGGGCUGACACCUCAACAGGGAGGAAAGUUAACCUGAUAGAAUGCUGCGUGGAGCAUGUUCUCCCGCCAGCUGGGGGUGAGGUGGCUUUGGACGUCACCUAGCCAAGCCUUCUUGUUCAUAAUGGAGUGAUGUGAAGCCAGGGAAGGAGAUGACUUUCCUCAGGUUUCAUAGCUCCUUAGUGGCUGUAGAAUAUCAACCUGUUAAAUCAUUAUUAAAAAUGCCUAGACCAAUCAUAUAUCAAUGAACCUGAACCCCAAAGAUGGUCCUAAUGCUUUGCCAAACCCACAAACUGCCAAGCCCUCUACUCUCCACCCUACAUGUACCUCUCACUUUGCAACUCAGAAUAGUUGGGUCAAAGUCAGAGCAAUGCCUGGAAAGUAGACCCGCAGUACAUGCAUUUACCAAUCACAUUUCCAUAGUCGAAGUAAGGUGUCCUGAUGUUCUUUCAUGUUUCAUCUUCCUGUUUAGUCUUACUGGGGCCUAUGCACACUUUUACACACACACACACACACACACACACACACACACACACACACACACCCUGACUCACAUUGGUUGUUUUUCUUUUGUGGGCUGGCAGUGGGAGGAUGUGAAUGAAUGGUCCCUAGUUAGAAAAGAACUUGGUCUCUUUUUUGUGAUUUCAAAGAGCCAGAGGGUUUAUGCUUCCUUCAAAGAAGGUACAGCACCACAGCUAAAAUUUGUUCUCAACCUGACUCUGAGCAGUGACUGUGGCCUAAGGCCCAGAGGACUGGUCCGCAGAAAAGACCUCAGUGCAACGUCAGGCCCCUUUGACAUGCUCCCCCUCAGGCAGGGAAGGAGAGGACUUUCUCUACCCAGCGCCCUCUCUCCUCAGGGAUUACAUCCAAGCACUGCCAAGUCCUGCAGAGGCGUUCCUGCCCGGCUUCUCUGAGAUGCCUCCUUGAGAGGGCAGGGCGGCAGGCUGGCCUGUGCACACCACUCACUCUCGAGAGGCACACACGUACACGUAUGAAAACCCACACCAAAAAGCCCGUUGCAUAUUCUGAAAGUAAUGCCAAACUGGUGUUUGGGGUUUUUUUUUUUUCUUUCUAGAAAUCAGUCAUUAUAGUAAUUGAAAAAAUUGGAUUCCACUAAAGCUGAGUGAUAUAGUUGAUUUUGUCAAUCCAAUGGAGUUGGCAUCCGCUGGGCAAUUUAUUGUUCGGGUCAUCUAAUGGUCCCUUCCCAUCUUUGUUCUCUGAGAGGAAGCCCAGAUCAAGAAACACUUUUUCUGAAUAGAUUAGAUGUCUCCUCUCUUUUGCUUAGCUCACCCCAAGAGAAUUUAAUCUGGGGGCGAGGAUGGUGGAGAAAGGGGAGGGGACCAGAGAUGACAGCAGAGGGGGACAGACCGGGAGCGUCCCCUGACUCAUCAUCCAGUGUCCGGGAGUUCCCUUAGUCCCACAGGAAACACAAUUAACUCACCCGGUCUGCAGCUGUGUGAAGUCCCUGCCUGGUUGGGGGGAUCAAGAGAUGUCUGUGGAUCACCUGCAACCUAACCUGUGCCAUCGCCAGCAUCCUGGGGCCACCUUCUGGUGUCCCACGUGUACACAGUACUAUUUGCAGUCUGACUCAUUAUCUACCCUCCUCUGUGUCAUCCCCAAGGACCCUGAGUGUAAACCACGAGGUCUCCACUGACACUGCCGUUACAUAGCAGUGUGUGAUGCCUUCACGGACUCAGCAGAGAUCACAGAGGCCCGGAGAGCCUGGGGAGGCUAGAGAGGGCCUGAUCCGGCCCCAGGCCUCCUCCCUGUAGCAAUACCAAGUGCUAUUACAUAAUCGAUGGACAAUUUAUAAUCUUAUUUUUUAUUAUUAUUUGUUUCUAUAUUGCUGUUAGAAAAAGUUAAAUAAAAAUAUUUCAAAAGAAGA
Nyctereutes procyonoides (raccoon dog) is the source of this 4188-nucleotide messenger RNA. It is a transcript of the gene FAM167A, whose product is annotated as family with sequence similarity 167 member A. The record is from RefSeq and is a predicted model, not a curated record. Bases 569 to 1201 code for a protein of 210 amino acids. Lineage: Eukaryota; Metazoa; Chordata; Mammalia; Carnivora; Canidae. The transcript has 4 exons.